GUCGAGUAUGGUGAAAUUCCUAAUCAACUCAUCGUCUGCCUCGUUAGAAGUCACACCGCCAAAUGGAUGCAGAGUGCUUGUAGUAUGAGGCUAGCGAGGAUGGAGGAUACGGUGGAGCUACUGGAGAAAAGCUAGCGUUGGAAAUUUCGAAGAUGAGCUUAGAGGAGGCACUCACUCUCGCUCGUGCUUUCAGCCAUUACCUCAAUUUGAUGGGCAUUGCUAAUGCUCAUCACAGGGUUCAUAGACAAAAGAAUGUGGCAUCCCUAUCAAAAUCUUGUGGUGAUAUUUUUAAUCAGCUUCUGCAGCGUGGUGUUUCCCCAGACCAGCUUUACGAUACCAUUUGCAAGCAGGAGGUCGAGAUUGUUCUUACUGCACAUCCUAGUGUGCUUUCAUGCUUUAACAUUCAUUUUUACCAAGCUCUAAACAUUAUAUCAUGA
Rosa chinensis is the source of this 437-nucleotide messenger RNA. RefSeq names its product phosphoenolpyruvate carboxylase 4-like. Gene Ontology annotation, molecular function: phosphoenolpyruvate carboxylase activity. The record is from RefSeq and is a predicted model, not a curated record. Gene Ontology annotation, cellular component: cytosol. Gene Ontology annotation, biological process: tricarboxylic acid cycle; carbon fixation. The transcript is spliced from 4 exons. Lineage: Eukaryota; Viridiplantae; Streptophyta; Magnoliopsida; Rosales; Rosaceae. Bases 153 to 437 code for a protein of 94 amino acids.